AUGAUCGAAGAAAAUGGAUCUGGGUGGCUGAGAUGGCUGUUAAAACAAGGAGAUGUCAUCCAGGCCUACUCCAAUCACAGGGAAAAAAGGUUGGGUGGGACUAUAUCAGCCUACAAGAUAGUACCAGACGAAAUAGAAGAAAUCAAGGAAACGCUGAUAGAUUGGUGUGAUGAAAAGGAACUUAAUUUGAUAUUAACAACUGGAGGAACAGGGUUUGCACCACGAGAUGUCACUCCAGAGGCCACAAAAGAAGUAAUAGAACGGGAAGCACCAGGCAUGGCCCUGGCAAUGCUGAUGGGAUCACUUAAUGUUACACCUCUGGGCAUGCUGUCUAGACCUGUAUGUGGAAUCAGAGGGAAAACUCUCGUAAUUAACCUACCAGGUAGCAAGAAAGGAUCUCAGGAAUGCUUUCAGUUUAUACUGCCAGCUCUACCUCACGCCAUUGACCUUUUACGUGAUGCCAUUGUAAAAGUAAAGGAGGUGCAUGAUGAACUUGAAGAUUUACCUUCACCACCACCUCCUCUUUCUCCUCCUCCCACAACCAGCCCCCAUAAACAGACAGAAGACAAAGGGGUUCAAUGUGAGGAAGAGGAAGAAGAAAAGAAAGAUAGUGGUGUUGCUUCAACAGAAGACAGUUCUUCAUCACAUAUAACUGCAGCAGCCAUUGCUGCAAAGAAGCAUCCAUUCUACACCAGUCCUGCUGUUAUCAUGGCACAUGGUGGGCAGCCCCUGCCUGGUCUCAUCAGUUAUUCCCAUCAUGCAACAGGCAGUGCAGAUAACCGGAUUCCAGAUUCCAUUAUUUCUCGUGGUGUUCAGGUGCUCCCACGAGACACAGCCUCCCUCAGCACUACUCCGUCAGAAUCGCCUCGUGCUCAGGCUACAUCUCGUCUCUCUACAGCUUCCUGCCCAACACCAAAACAAAUUAGACGGCCGGAUGAAAGCAAAGGAGUUGCUAGUAGAGUUGGAUCCCUCAAAGUCCAGUCCAGGUGCAGCAGCAAGGAGAACAUUCUCAGAGCAAGAGGUGAAGAUGGACAGGAUCAUGGUUUGAAGCCAGCCUGGACAAAAAGUCAGCAACACCCCAUCUUAAUAAGUCACAGUGCUGUUGAUAUCACCAAGGUGGCUAGAAGACACCGUAUGUCUCCUUUUCCUCUGACAUCUAUGGACAAAGCCUUUAUUACAGUCCUGGAGAUGACUCCGGUGCUUGGGACAGAAAUCAUCAAUUACCGAGAUGGAAUGGGCCGAGUCCUUGCUCAAGAUGUAUAUGCAAAAGAUAAUCUACCCCCCUUCCCAGCAUCAGUAAAAGAUGGCUAUGCUGUCCGAGCUGCUGAUGGUCCAGGAGAUCGUUUCAUCAUUGGGGAAUCUCAAGCUGGUGAACAGCCAACUCAGACUGUAAUGCCAGGACAAGUCAUGCGUGUUACAACAGGUGCUCCAAUCCCCUGCGGUGCUGAUGCAGUAGUGCAAGUGGAAGAUACUGAACUUAUCAGGGAAUCAGAUGAUGGCACUGAAGAACUUGAAGUACGAAUUCUGGUGCAGGCUCGGCCAGGCCAAGAUAUCAGACCCAUCGGCCAUGACAUUAAAAGAGGAGAAUGUGUUUUGGCCAAAGGAACCCACAUGGGCCCUUCAGAGAUUGGUCUCCUGGCAACUGUAGGAGUCACAGAGGUUGAAGUUAAUAAGUUUCCAGUGGUUGCCGUCAUGUCAACAGGGAAUGAGGUAAAAUAAUAAUAAUAAUAAUAAUAAUUAAAAAGUGGUAGGUAGGGCUAACAAGAUAAAGGUAUUUCUGACAUCUAUUUGGUAUUGAAAAGAAAUUAUGAAUCUUACCAAUGGGACCACAUUUCUGUAACAGAGAAGUUAUAAUUUGGCCUCUGGAUAGUUCAAGUACAGAAGAUGAGAAGAAAGAACUAGAGAUCACAUAUUAAGAAGUGUUCCCUUCCAUUUAUUAGCAUGAAAUAUUAUAACCAAUGACUUUUUGAUACACUCAGUGACAUAAAAAAUGUUAGCUGCAAGCUUUAGGUAUCAAACUUUGGAAACACAAUAUUUAGUCUAUUAGGACAAUGACUUGGGACUAUCCUGUUGCUGAAAUGAUGGACCACCUCUGUAUGGGAA
This is a messenger RNA of Castor canadensis (American beaver), 2103 nucleotides long. NCBI's taxonomy places the organism in Eukaryota, Metazoa, Chordata, Mammalia, Rodentia, Castoridae. The record is from RefSeq and is a predicted model, not a curated record.